Molecule: messenger RNA, 552 nt
Organism: Ilex paraguariensis (yerba mate)
Lineage: Eukaryota; Viridiplantae; Streptophyta; Magnoliopsida; Aquifoliales; Aquifoliaceae
Source: the annotation of a GenBank genome assembly
AUGAAUGCGCAGCGGAAGCAUCUGCAUGGGAAUGUGAUGUUGUUGGUGGUAAUGGGGAUGAUGGGUCUAAGCAUUAUUGGUUACAUAGUGGUCUCCUCCUCCGUUCGCCACACCUAUUGCCCUCCCUGCGUCUGUGAUUGCUCUUCUCAAUCCCUUUUAUCCUUCCCCAAAGGAUUCAACCACUCUUUCUUUACAGAUUGUACGAAGCAUGACCCUGAGGUGAAUGAAGAAAUGGAAAAAAGCAUUACAGAUUUGUUGUCAGAGGAGUUGAAGCUGACAGAAGCUGAAGCUCAAAAAAACCAUAGGCGGGUGGACAUGGCAUUUCUAGAGGCUAAGCAAAUGGCAUCCCAGUAUCAAAAGGAGGCCAAUAAGUGCAAUUCUGGGAUGGAGACAUGCGAAGAGGCAAGGGAGAAGGCCGAAGCAGCGCUAGCAGCACAGAAGGAACUUACUGCAAUGUGGCAACAGAGGGCUCAGCAAAAAGGCUGGAGAGAAGACCCCUUGCGGUCUCGUGUUAAGCCUACGAAGGGAACAACAAUGACAACUCAUACAUAG